Cephus cinctus (wheat stem sawfly) is the source of this 2076-nucleotide messenger RNA. Its product is annotated as cuticle protein 18.7. The coding region runs from base 1360 to 1986 and encodes 208 amino acids. NCBI's taxonomy places the organism in Eukaryota, Metazoa, Arthropoda, Insecta, Hymenoptera, Cephidae. The transcript is spliced from 4 exons. The record is from RefSeq and is a predicted model, not a curated record.
UGCCUAUAAAGUUCGCUUUCUCGCACUUGUAUCGCAAAGUACUAUUGUUAAAUGUUCUAGACAUAGCUAUACUAUAGUAUAGUCGGUCCACUAGUUCGAUAUGUUUUUUUUUUGACAAAGAAAAAACAAUGAAGUUUUUAUCGAGAUUUACGUGCCAUUGAAUAAAAUGUUUAUUUUUUCUCUACUUUAAUAUAUAUUCACAUUAAUUUAUGGAAAACCAUGUAUGAUUUGCCACGUAUUGCAAUGUUUGCGAACUGUAAAGAAAUACUUUUAACUCGUUGACCAACUAUAGAUUCUAUUUCUUUAAAUAAAUUUAAAAUAAUUCCAGUUUAAAUCCUUUUUUUUCAUAUUUCACUUAAUAACUGGUCGUACUCACAAGACGACCAUGAAAUUCAUAACUAUGCAUAUAAGUUAUAUGAACGUUAAUUGAAUUUGAAGUUUCGUAUGAGUAGCCCCACCAAAAUUGGACCGAUCUAUGUUGCGAUCGAGGUCAAACAAUUCUGACAGGUUGAUUGCCUGUAGGACAAAUCCUCGAUUAUGUUCCCUAUCGUACGAUCCUGUUGUUACAUAUAUUACAUGCAGAGAUAAGUAGGGAGAUGCACAACGCUAUGUAUGUACUAUGUGUAACAUGCUCUUGUAACUUUAAACGCGCUUUUCUCAAAACUACGUUUUUAAAGUCGGUGUGAACGAUUUCUCGGAAACGGCUGAACCGAUCGUUCUCAAAUUUGUACACAAGCUUGGUAAAUAUAUUUUUUAGUGAUUAAUCGAAGGUUUUAGGAGGGUGGUAGUUCAAUAAAAAAUAAUAAGCAUUAGCUUAAAUUUAAGGUGAUUGGCAAGGGUUGCUCUGGGAAUCAGCGGUAAACUUUGGAGAACCUCUGCCGGCCAGGCUACACGUUCGUAAUCACGUUCAGUUCGGCUACGACGGGAUAUGCAUUACCGACGGAGGCGGUGAUCACAAAAUCCUACUCCCGGAUUCGCCGCUACGAUUUAGCGCCAUACUUUUGGUAUCGCCUAAAACCAUAGCGUUGUGCAUUUUAUCACAUUACAUGGAUAUUACAAGGACGUCAUUCGAAGUUAUCACCACAGGAUAAAAGCGAGGCAUUGUGCGACGUCAUGUGCGCGUGACGGAAUUUCGAUGCCCUUCGAAUGGCGAACGGCGAGAGAUAUUCUUCCUUAGCCAGGUCUACGUGAAACCACCAUCGUGGUACCAAGGUAGUCGCUACUGGUAUCGUUGCAGUGGGGUGCCAGUGAUAAGUGAACGGUGCACCACCACUUGGUAGUAUUUUUCCUCUGCCUAUAUAUAAACGGGCCCCUUCUGUCCAAACAGUCAGAGAAAACGGUCCAGCCGAACCAGCAAAUAUGAAGUUCCUGAUUGUCCUUUCAUCCCUUGUCGCAGUGAGUCUGGCUCGUCCCAGCUACGGCCAUGGAUAUGGAUUAGUCCCAGUAGCCCAUGGUUACCACGGACCAGCCGCACCCCUUGCCCACGACGGAAGGGUAGUGGACACACCGGAAGUUGCUCAUGCCAAAGCCGCUCAUUUUGCUGCCCACGCUGAGGCCGCUGCUCACGCUCAUUAUUCCCCAGCCUAUGGUCACGGAGAGGGUAUCUUUGUAGCUGCACCCGCUCAUGGUUACGCUGCACCUCAUGGCUACCAUGGACCUGCUGCACCACUUGCCCAUGAUGGACGUGUCAUCGAUACCCCCGAAGUAGCCCAUGCCAAGGCUGCCCACUUCGCUGCUCAUGCCGAAGCUGCUACCCAUGCUCAUUACGCUCCUGAGUAUUCCCAUGGUGGUGUCCUGGUCGGUGGACCUGGUUAUGGCUAUGCUGCACCCCAUGGCUACCAUGGACCUGCUGCACCUCUUGCCCAUGAUGGCCGCGUCGUCGACACACCUGAAGUAGCUCAUGCCAAGGCUGCUCAUCUGUCUGUGCUUGCUGAAGAAUCCGCCAAGGCUGCCCAUUACGGUGGUCAUGGUCUUCAUCAUUGGUGAUUCCUUGUAUGAUGACGAUCUGGCUGUCACCUGUUCUACGCUUAUUUCUACCAUGAAGUUUCAAUAAAUUGUACAAAAAGUUAAUACCCA